Lasiosphaeria miniovina is the source of this 432-nucleotide messenger RNA. RefSeq names its product hydrophobic surface binding protein A-domain-containing protein. The annotation marks the transcript as partial. Gene Ontology annotation, cellular component: extracellular region. NCBI's taxonomy places the organism in Eukaryota, Fungi, Ascomycota, Sordariomycetes, Sordariales, Lasiosphaeriaceae. The transcript has a single exon. The record is from RefSeq and is a predicted model, not a curated record.
ACAGUCGACAACUCAACUCUGAAUCUGCAGUCCAACAUAGCCGGGUGGAAGGGCGACCUGCUCGGCACGCUACCCAUCAUCUCGGAGAGCACGGCUCUGCUAGCCAGCAUCAACAAGGGCACCAAGUUGGCCAAGGCCAGCACGGCAGUCGACUUUCUCGGCGCCAUCGGCGUCGCCCUGGCCACCGUCAGCCUGGCCACCAGCGUCAACACGAGCCUGACGGCCGUCAUCGCCGCCAAGCACAAGUUCGACAAGCUCAAACUGAGCCCCGUCAUCCUCGUCGACCUCGACCUGCAGAAGAAGGCCACCACCGACAUGAGCAAUGCUAGUGCUGCACAGGUCCCCGCCGACCUGAAGGACCUGGCCGCGACUCUGGUUGAGCCUAUCUUCGCUGCCUUUGAUAAGGCCAUUGAUGUUUUCAACCCCUUCUGA